Molecule: messenger RNA, 405 nt
Organism: Talaromyces rugulosus
Lineage: Eukaryota; Fungi; Ascomycota; Eurotiomycetes; Eurotiales; Trichocomaceae
Exons: 1
Coding region: 1-405 (134 amino acids)
Source: RefSeq, a predicted model, not a curated record
AUGCCGAUUACGGCUACUCCGUGGUUCUCCGUGCUGCUUUUCACAACGACAGUGGCUCCUGUUGUUGGUGUCAUCCACUGUCCUGGGGACCAGGCUCCAGCGGCGAGCGAAGCUACAUGCAGCCCCGACCCAAUCGACGAUCAGGAGGCGCAAUUUAAGCAUCAACCAGGUCGGCUUGUCCACACCAAUCAUGACAACGCCUGUGGGGAGCCUCCUGGGAAAUAUCCUGCGGUUCGCUCGCUUCUAACUAUACGUGGUAUCUGCUCCUUGGCCGAGCUCAUUGCAAUUGGCUCCCCUCUCCUUGAUGUUGUUGAAUCCUCUGCGACACCACCCCAUUGGGUCCCUCACCAAGAUCUACCUUCCUCUAUCGGCCUGCCCGUUGUUCAGUGGACCACCACCGAGUGA